Arabidopsis lyrata subsp. lyrata is the source of this 681-nucleotide messenger RNA. RefSeq names its product putative F-box/FBD/LRR-repeat protein At3g23955. The record is from RefSeq and is a predicted model, not a curated record. NCBI's taxonomy places the organism in Eukaryota, Viridiplantae, Streptophyta, Magnoliopsida, Brassicales, Brassicaceae. Bases 1 to 486 code for a protein of 161 amino acids. The transcript is spliced from 3 exons.
AUGUUCUCGUCAUUGGAUUCGAGGGUUAGAGAUAUGACGAUAUGUGCAAACACUUUCAAGCUCAUGCAGCUUUACUCAGUAUUUAAACCGCUACCUCAAUUUGGUUACAUGUCCAGUCUAUACGUUACUCUCACUGCAUAUGAUUUGAAAUGGUUUCCAAUCUUUCUGAGUAGCCCGAAUCUGAAAUCCCUCAUCUUGGAACGGAUUGGUGGUUCUUUCCAUCAACUGUCUCCCAAGGCGAUGGAACGAGUUAGUAUUUCAUCUGUGACUGAGUGUUUGCUAUCGUCCCUCGAGUUUGUUGAUUUCAAAUCCCCAAUUUGGGAACUUGCUCCAGAAAUGAAGCUCGUAUGGUACUUCCUAGAGAAUUCUCCCACCCUCAAGAAACUCACUCUACAUUUGAAGUCUCAUUCAAUAACAGAUGACUUCAUCAAAAAACUCCUCAAAAUCCCAAGAUGCUCUACCGAAUGUGAAGUUGUCUUUCUUUGAUUGGUAAAGAGCAGAGAGAAAUGCAGGUUUAGGCUUUCUUUUAUGUUUGUUUCUUUGGAGUAAAAAUAGGGAUAAAAACUGUUUAAUUGUACCUCUGCAAGAAAAACUCUUGUUGUUGUUGUUGUUUAACAAGAAAAACUCGAUUUCAUGUUACAACUUAAGGUUAAGGUAAUAAUUAAGCUUAUGUUUCUUAUU